Patiria miniata (bat star) is the source of this 6174-nucleotide messenger RNA. RefSeq names its product PAN2-PAN3 deadenylation complex subunit pan3-like. Bases 353 to 2662 code for a protein of 769 amino acids. The transcript has 15 exons. Gene Ontology annotation, biological process: nuclear-transcribed mRNA poly(A) tail shortening; mRNA processing. Gene Ontology annotation, molecular function: metal ion binding; poly(A) binding. The record is from RefSeq and is a predicted model, not a curated record. Lineage: Eukaryota; Metazoa; Echinodermata; Asteroidea; Valvatida; Asterinidae. Gene Ontology annotation, cellular component: PAN complex; P-body.
GUACAUGUACAUGAAGGUGCUGCCUACACGUCCAGUGUCAAUGCACACAUGUUCUUACUCACUGAGUGACUCAUUGAAGAAUAGACGUCUUGACACAGGCUGAAGGAUUGCUGAUAAUAAGUCUAUGGCCAAUUACUCAAGUCCAGCACAAUGAACAUCAGUUGUGUACUGGUGCACACAUGAACAGUGUUCAGUACUAUCAGCCAACUCAGCAUCCAUCCGGAACUGUUGUAACCGGUGUAGGCCUGUCUACAUGUAUGUGUGGCUGUUGAAUGCAUCAUAAAUGUUGAGUCGAUUGUACAUGUACCAUACAUUGUAAGUUGUACGCAAACAUUUUGGCCUAUUUACAACAAUGGAUCUGCAUGUGCUACAACAGUAUGUGGUUGCCGAUCCGCACAUGGCACCGGACCAUUUCUUCACGGCUCCCUUUGACAUCGACAAUGACAACUUUGGAGGAUCUACCAGCAAGUUCCAACAUUUCAUGCAGAGGUCUCAAUCAGUGGGCACUGGUCUGUCCCACUACUCCGAUGAACUUAGGCAUCAUCAGGAGGAAGACGGAAGACGGCCCAUGUUUGGACAAAUGUCUCCGCAAGGUGCCAAUGCAGAGUCCAGAAUGUCAGCCAAUUUUGGUGGGAUGAAAAUCUCCCCUCCAAAUGACGUGAACUCUAACAUACAGGGCAUGCAGUUUUACCCCGGUGCCCGCAACACGGGUACCAUCAAGGAGUUCACGCCGCGCAACCACAACGCCAACACGGGCCCCAACUCGGCCGAGUUCCUGCCCAACGUGCGGAACGUUGCGGACUUCAAGCAAGGCGGCCCCCAGGCCAACGAUCUGAUCUCCAAGAUCCCUGAGUUUGUGCCGCGGUCCAUGGCCCCUCCGGGUAACGGAAUGAUGAAUGAUUCUGGCGGGAUGAGAGGGACAAAUAACAACUCGGCAGCACUGGCCCCGCACAACUCUGGCGGCAUGAAUGAUCAUUACAACUCUGGUUCCCUGUCGGCCGGUGCCUCCCCCCUCCAGUCCCCAGGCAACUCUCCCUCCAUGAGAAGGAAAGGCCAGCCCCCUCCCCUGGACAUUAGCUCCGCCCAGGCCAACUUCCCUGGUGCCAUGGUACAGGAGAACAUCGGAGGCACCACGUACUUCUACACAGAAGACCAGGUCCAACCGACAAUGCCAAGAACUGUGUAUCCCAACUUCCACAUGUACCAAUCCAUGCCGGCCCAUGUUGCCUACAUGAAGCCCAAGCCCAACGCUCCCUCGUUCUUUGUGGGUGAGGAACUGAAGGUGGAGAUAUACAACAAACGAUCGGUGUCGAUGGCACAGGUGGACCCAGCUGAGCACCCAGACAUUCCACGUGAGGUAGACAAGUACCACACCCUGUUCCCCCUGGAGCCUCCCCCUAAGAGCCCCAUGGAGAAAUCCAGUACUUUUGGCUACACCACCACCUGCUACAAGGCCAUCAACAAAAAGGACAAUAAGCUGUACUGCCUCCGCAGAAUACAUGGUUUCCGAAUGACCAACACCCAGUGGAUGGUUCUUGUCGACAAGUGGAAGAAACUGCAGCAUUCCAACAUAGUCACUCUGCGUGAAGUCUUCAGCACUAAAGCCUUUGGAGAACAUUCCACGGUGUUUGUCCAUGACUACCACCCUACUGCCCUGACCAUGAUGCACAGGCACUUCACUGGCCCAGGAGCCCAGGCCAGUAAUGGAUUCAGUGGGGGCAGUAACAGCUUCAACAAGGGGCAACACCACAAGGGGGGAUUCAUGGGGCCCCAGGGACCACACCACACAGGUGUCAACGGUCCCCAGCAGCGUACCGGUCUCCUGCCAGAGAGUCUCAUCUGGACCUACGUGGUCCAGCUCUCCUCGGCCCUGCGUACCAUCCACGCCGCGGGCCUGGCUUGCCGCGUCAUGGACCCUACUAAGAUCCUGGUGACUGGCAAGUCUAGAUUACGCGUCAAUUGUGUCGGGAUCUUUGACGUGUUGACAUUCGACGGAGGGAACAACCCGUUGGCUAUGAUAUCACACUAUCAGCAAGAGGACCUGGUGUCUCUUGGCAAGGUGGUCUUGGUCUUGGCCUGUAACUCAGUGCAGAGCAUCCAGAGGCAGCACAUACAAGGCUCCCUGGAGCUGGUGGCUCAUAACUUCUCCAGCGAUCUCAAGAAUCUCAUCUUGUAUCUCCUGACCACCCAGCCCAGGCCUCGGUCCGUCAAUGACAUCAUGCCCAUGAUCGGUGCCAGGUUCUACACCCAGCUGGACGCUGCCCAGAUGAGAGGGGACGUGCUGGAAGAGGAAGUAGCCAAGGAGGUCGGCAACGGAAGACAGUUCCGCCUGCUGUGUAAGCUGGGAGUCAUGAACGAGAGACCCGAGUUUAAUGGCGAUCCGACUUGGGCCGAGACCGGCGACCGUUACCUGCUGAAGCUGUACAGGGACUAUCUGUUCCACCAGGUCUCGUCUGACAGCACCCCCUGGAUUGACAUGGCUCAUAUCGUACAGUCAUUGAACAAGUUGGACGCUGGGGUGCCGGAGAAAGUCACCUUGAUGUCUCGCGACGAGCAGAACAUCCUGGUCGUGUCUUAUGCGGACCUGAAGCGCUGCUUCGAGACGACCUUCGAGGAGAUCCAACAAAGCCAGAACGCCCCAGUCGAGGAAGUGCCACAAUAAUCGGCAAUCCUUCCGUCACGUCAGGUGUCGGUUAUCAGUGAAGUUUGAUGACACGUCAGGUAGGCUGUGUAUUUGCUUCCUCACCAGGAUGGAAAUCUCCAACUUGGAAGCACGUCUGCUUUAUUCCAUGUUUCCUAUGGAAAUCGCAAGGGAGCAGAGCAUGGAAAAAAUACGGAAAAGUUGGCUGUACAGCUUAUUCACAUGAUUCCCUAUAGGACACAUCUCCAUGUUGGAAGUACUUCUACAACUUUCCAUGUUUCCUACGGAAAUUGCCAGGGGACAGUGCAUGGAAAACUUAAGAAAAAGUUGGUUUUCCUGUUGAGCUGUUGCAGUGCACUCACGUCGUACAUGGAUCCUUGCGAGAGAUCUUUUAACAUAUGGAAAAUUUGAUUUCACAUGGCACACCACACACUGGAGGGAAUACUUGAUACAUUCGUCACGGAAUCCAAGAUGGCUUUUUAGGAUCACGUAUUUCACCCACUCACUGGAGUUUUCUUCGCAGGAACAAACGCCUCGCGAGUUGUCGACACUUAUACUGCCAGUUCCAUUUUUUGUGCAAAGCCCAUGCAGUGUUUCUUGCACAUGGAAAUCCUGCCCAGAGUUUCGACUCAUCAACACAGCUUUAACUUUCAUCACCAUGGAAACCGCAGACUUAAAUGGUAACUCACCAAAUUGUAAACGUCACACCACUCAAAGCUAAGUAUGACCUCACUUACACCAAAUGAAAAACAAAAAAUUGAAAAUGACUGAAAUUUAACUCAGCUUUGUAUUGCCGCUACCUUCCAUGCGUUUUUAUGUGUAUUGUUAAUUAGUUUUUAAUGGCCUAGGCCCACAGUAAUUUCCUGUUUGCCACGGAGGCAACACGAUGUAAAAAUUAAAAAGUAAGAAUUUUCGUCAUUUGUAAUUAAGCCUAAACUGAGGACAUAUGGAAAUCCUCCUUAGUUGUGUUUUACAACGGCUAAGCGAACCUUUUGCCAGCUUGGACUUUUCCAAGAACAGAUUUGCUUAAACCGUUCAGAGGGGUAGGACACGCCCACAAAAAAACCUUGUUUGACACAUAUCAUGCCGAGUGGAGUAAUCUGGACAGAAUUUUGGAAGAGAAUCUUGGACAAGAUUUAAGCGUGAAUGGAACGGAAGAUAUGUUCUCAAUGUUGGACAAAGGAACGAAGGAUGAGAAGUAGUGGUUUUGAAAAGUGCCUACUGCCAACCGACUUUGGAAACUUGUACAGGAAGGAGCUUCCACAAAUAGACUGCAGUCCGCAAUUGGAAAAUUUCUUCUCAUGUGAGCGUCAAUUCACUGCCUCAAAUAUGGGCAUUGUCAAGGAAAAACUUGGUAACCAGUAGCAACCAUAAACUGAAGUUUGAAGUGGAACAAACACAUACGCCUAGAUUUCUUCAGUUUGAAGACUGGGUGAAACGCUCUCCAAUUUCAAAAUCUUGCGAGUUUCUUGACUUUGCAGGAUAGAAGGCGUAAAGGAGUACAUAAUCCCAUGCGGAAACUUCUCAGUGGAAAGCUCUGAUCUACAAGAGAUUUUGACAUAUGAAAAACAAAGGCGUGCUUUAGGAAUGGAUAAAGGUUAUCAAGGAAUUCCCAAAUUGUACUGCAGAGAUUCCCGAGAAGAAUGUAGUAGUUCAGAUUAGAUAACUUGUACAAAUGUUCCUCUGUGGACCGCCUGGUAUUGUUCUUCCUGCCUGCUUGUUUGGACUUCGAGUUCUCAAACUGUAAAAAAAAAGUGAGCUUUGCGGAAAUGAACCUGUACUCUUGAUUUGCCAGUGCUUCAAAAUAUCAGUCACCACAAGGAAUUGUGAGCUGAUAGUUUGGAGAUUUUAGAGUGCACGUGCUGCCAACACAUUUUACUGAGGGAAUACGUUCAGAGACAUCAACUAACACCACCUGAUGGAGAACUGGACAAUUUCAUCGCUUGCCUCUUUUUCGGAAGUGGACGGCCGUGACUUGAAGCGACUCAGUUUUGGAGGGAAAAAGAUCUCCUUAAAAGUUGCUUUUGAACAUCAUGAGCAAGUGGUAACUGUUUAAUGGUGACACUGUGCAGACCAUGCGACAAGAUGAAAAAAAAAAAAUCCUGAUCAGAUUUCGACCAAACAUCUGAGAAAUUGUCCACAUAUCCAGUGCACCAAGUGAGAAAGGUUUGACUUCCAAAAAAGCCGCCCGAUGUCUGAACAAACUAACAAUCAUCGGAAAAAGACUCGGAGAGUUGUGUAAAUACAAGAACUUUUUAAAGAAUAAAGUGCCGUACUAUUGAAGUACUGACUGCGCAUUUGUGAAAUGCUUUUAAAUAUUAAAAAAAAAAACAAUGGAAAAUAAAAAUCCACAGACGUUGAAAGUGCCGCAGUACCGAGGAAUUCAUAGUACUGAACUUGUAUAAUAAAGGAAAAGACGAUAGUUUUGGUUUUUAAAAAGUAGUAUUUUUAAACGAGGAGCCUUUUGUGUAAAUGAGAAUUUUCUUAAAUUGAAGCGACUGGUUUUGUUUGUUUGGUUUUUUUUGCCCAGUGUGGAAAUAUAUAGGGAAGGCCUAGCCUAACAUAUUUUGUGGUUGUAAAAUCUUCUAGAAUUGGAAGAUUUUGAAAGCAAGCAUAUCAUUUGAAUAUGGCGCAAUUCCGUAUCUGUGCUUUGUAAAAAAGAAUUCAGUGAUCUACAAGUGCUUACUGAACACUCUUUUUACAAAUUAUGCCCAACUUGAAAACAUGUCCUGCAGUGAAAUAGGUUUUUGCUUUGUUAUGCAUGUACCAAAAGGAGUUUUACAGCUAAGACCUACAAAUUCAUCUGACGUGUAACUCCAGGGCACAAUGUUAUGGACAUUUAAGCAUAAACUCUUGUUUUAACAAAUACUAUUUUUAAAUUUGUUUGCUCACCGAAAAAAGGGUAAUAAACUAGUCACAAGUUUUACAUAUCCUAUGUCAUUUUGGCCUUUAAAAAAAACUCACACAGUAUUAAGCGGGGAGUUGAUCACAUUUAAGCACAUCUAUUAUGAGCUAUGAUAUACAGCAGAGAAUCUUGCAAAGCAGAAAUGUUUUUCUAAGCAAAAUUCAUCAAAGACCCAACCAAAGAACCCAGUUCAUUUGUCUUAUAAACCUUAUCUCAACAAAACCUGAUUGCAGAAAUUUGAAAUUGGUUUAGACAAUUAAAAUGUCUGCUUUUUAUGUCCAGGAUUGUCAAAUUUAACACAAUGUAUAAACUAAUAUCACGCUGUUAUUCCAAAGUGCGAGUGGUAAUCAGUAUUAUCCAUUAUCCAGCCUGGUUUCAUUUUUUUGCACACACGAUCAAAAUUGAACUUUUAAAAAAAUAUAUAUCAGAGCCCAAAUCAUGGAUCUGUGAAGCGGAAAAACAUAUUUGCGAUUGCACAUGCGAAGUGAUAAUCACAAGCAUAGUCACAGGCAAUUAAAUCCCUUACCAAUUUUGAACCCAAUUUCAUUUUCAUAGCGCUGCUAAGCACAUGAUGUUCUGCUAACAGAGCCUCCGUCUAUACCAUGGAGACCGUAAGCAGUAAGCACAG